UUUGCUAGACAUGAUUUGAUGUAAUUAUAUUUAUGGUGAUGUCGAUGGAUUAAGGCUUUUGUUAUUUCGCAAGUGUCCCGAUAAAAUUUGUUAAAUGUGCGGCUCCACGUACAAAUGUUGGUCUCGGAAGAAAACAACCGAGGAUGUCACGCUUCCCCUGACGAAGUUAUCACCUACCGAAGCCGGCAAUCUAUCCUACAUGGAAGUAGCCCAACGUUUGCAGACAGAUACCAAGAAGGGUCUAUCAAAUAACGAAGUUGAAAGUAGACGACGAUGUACAGGAUACAACGAGUUCACCGUCUCCUCGGAGGCUCCGGCGUGGAAAAAAUACCUGGAACAAUUUAAGAACCCCCUCAUUCUACUCCUACUGGCAUCGGCAGUGGUUUCAGCGGCCAUGCAACAGUUGGACGAUGCUGUCAGCAUCACCGCAGCUAUUAUAAUAGUGGUGACGGUGGCGUUCGUGCAGGAAUACAGAUCGGAAAAGUCCAUAAAGGAACUGAGGAAAUUGGUGCCUCCGGUUUGUCACUGCGUAAGGGAUGGCGAACGGAAAAGCUUCCUGGCCAGGGAUCUAGUAAUAGGCGACAUUGUGGUACUAGAAACCGGCGACAGAGUUCCUGCUGAUUUAAAACUAUUCGAAGGGUCGGAGCUGUUUGUAGACGAAAGUUCCUUCACCGGGGAAACAGAGCCUUCCAGAAAAACGGCCGACUGUUUUCACGGUAACAACAGCUAUACUUCCAAUAGUAUGGCGUUUAUGGGAACGCUAGUUCGAUCCGGUAAUGGCAAGGGAAUCGUGGUAGCCACCGGGGAGGACAGCGAAUUUGGCGCGGUGUUUAAGAUGAUGUCAGAAGAAAAGGCACCGAAGACACCUCUACAGAAGUCGAUGGACAGAUUGGGCACCCAAUUGUCGAUAUAUUCUUUCGCCAUUAUUAUCGUAAUCAUGCUUAUCGGUUGGUGGCAAGGCAAAGACCUUUUGGAAAUGUUUCAAAUAAGCGUCAGCCUUGCAGUGGCGGCCAUACCUGAAGGACUUCCCAUAGUCGUCACCGUCACCUUAGCGCUAGGAGUAAUGCGCAUGGCCAAAAAAAAAGCCAUAGUCAAAAAGCUACCCACGGUGGAGGCUUUGGGGUGUGUCAAUGUAAUAUGUUCCGAUAAAACUGGUACUAUAACUUAUAAUGAAAUGACGGUUACCACUUUGGUCACCUCAGAGGGAUAUACCGCCAGCGAUUGUAAUGGACAGCUAACCAUUGACAAAUGUGAAGACCCCGAGCAGGCCAAUAAAUCUAUUAAUCAAUUAUUGGAGAUAGGAGCCGUCGCCAACAACGCCGUACUAAACGAUAACCAUCUGCUCGGCCAGCCGACAGAGGGAGCUUUACUGAUCGCUGCAUCUAAGCAGGGGGUUGAUGUCGCAGGAAAAUUUACAAGAAUCAAAGAGUAUCCUUUUACUUCUGAGAGCAAAAUGAUGAUGGUGAAAUGCGUCCGCCACCCUGACGCGACCAACCAUUUUCUCGCCAAAGGGGCGAUAGAAAGGAUUCUACCCAAAUGCACCAGUUUCAGCAGCAAUGACCAAACUUACGAAAUUUCCGCUCAAAAGAAAGAGGAAUUCACAGAAACAGCCAACGGACUGGGCAGAGAAGGUCUUCGGGUGAUCGCUUUAGCCCAAGGUACUUCGCCAGAUCAACUAUGUUACUUUGGUUUGAUCGGCAUUUGCGAUCCACCCAAACCACGAGUCAAGGAAGCAAUUGGUAUCCUAUAUGAAUCGGGAGUACAAGUCAAAAUGCUUACUGGGGAUGCCAGGGAAACGGCAGUUGCGAUCGCCCAGGCGGUUGGAUUGCCGUCGGAUCCGUCGAGAGUGUUAUCCAGCGAACAAAUGGAAUCGCUUUCCGAGGAAGAACUGAAGGCCGCUCUACCGUACGCCACAGUAUUCUACAGGGUGACGCCCAAAAACAAACUAUUAAUCGUAAAAUACCUUCAGAAGUGCGGUUACAUCAUCGGUAUGACGGGAGAUGGUGUCAACGACGGAGUGGCUUUGAAGAAAGCCGACAUUGGUAUAGCUAUGGGAAAAAUUGGGACAGACGUGUCGAAAGAGGCUGCCGACAUGAUACUCGUGGAUGAUGAUUUUUAUACUAUCAUAGCAGCAAUCGAAGAAGGCAAAGGGAUCUUCUAUAAUAUACGAAACUUCGUAGGAUUCCAAUUGUCAACAUCAGUAGCGGCUUUAUCUUUGAUAGCUUUGUCCACACUGUUAGAUCUUCCAAGUCCGCUGAACGCCAUGCAGAUUUUAUGGAUCAACAUUAUAAUGGACGGGCCUCCCGCACACAGCUUGGGCGUAGAACCUGUGAGCGAGGACGUAGUUAGGCAGAAACCACGUAACACGAAAGAGUCUAUGAUUAACAAAAGGCUGGUCUGCAACGUACUCAUAUCCGCCACUUUUAUUGUGUGCGGCACUUUGUGGGUAUUUCAGAGAGAAAUGCGUUCCGAAGGUGUUACCACAAGAGACACCACAAUGACGUUCACGUGUUUCGUAUUUUUUGACAUGUGGAACGCGCUGUCGUGCAGAUCGCAAACCAAGAGCGUUUUUCAAAUUGGAUUAUUUUCCAACACGUUUUUCCUCAUAGCGGUGGGGCUGUCCUUGAUGGGACAGUUUUUGGUUGUCUACGUUCCACCGCUUCAGAGAGUCUUUCAAACAGAAGCACUGACAGUUUGGGAUAUGGGCCUUUUAAUAUCUGUGACGUCAUCUGUAUGGAUCUUCUCAGAAGUAAGGAAAUUGUGUGAAUAUGCUAUUAGAAAGAAACGUUUAAUCUCAGUAUAAUACUUUACUGUUUUUUAUAAC
Messenger RNA from Cylas formicarius (sweet potato weevil), 2824 nucleotides. Its product is annotated as calcium-transporting ATPase type 2C member 1-like. Bases 95 to 2803 code for a protein of 902 amino acids. Gene Ontology annotation, cellular component: endoplasmic reticulum; Golgi membrane; plasma membrane. The record is from RefSeq and is a predicted model, not a curated record. Gene Ontology annotation, molecular function: ATP binding; ATP hydrolysis activity; P-type calcium transporter activity. Lineage: Eukaryota; Metazoa; Arthropoda; Insecta; Coleoptera; Brentidae. Gene Ontology annotation, biological process: calcium ion transmembrane transport; manganese ion transport; intracellular calcium ion homeostasis. The transcript is spliced from 13 exons.